Messenger RNA from Vicia faba (fava bean), 297 nucleotides. The record is from the annotation of a GenBank genome assembly. NCBI's taxonomy places the organism in Eukaryota, Viridiplantae, Streptophyta, Magnoliopsida, Fabales, Fabaceae.
AUGGAGAAGAAAUUGAUUGCCAUGGCUCGGGAGAUGGAAAAGUUUCGCUUGGAGAUUGCAAAUGAAGAGAAAAGAGCACGUGCUUCUGCUGUUGCUGCCACUGCCGCAGGGAAUCCAGGGACUGUAAUUGCAUGUGAGAACAACAACCAUGGAAUGAAGCAAUGCUAUGGAUUCAGGAAGCUUCCGUUCAAGGUGAAGAUGACUAAAGUUCUUUCACCUAUGUUAAUCUCAAAUAUUGUUAUACAUUUGUUGCAUGAACCAGGUAACAUUUAUUAUAUUUCAAAUGUAUUUUCUUGA